UCGGAUUCGCUCUUAUAAAAUUUUUACACGUGCAUCCUGAGCUUUCAUCAAGCCACAGUACUUGUAUUAUAAAAAUGUUUGUUAAAUAUUUGUUGACUUCUGGCAACAUGUCGAUAUAAUCGUUUCUAUAGAAAUUAUACUUUCAUACUUUUACAGAAGUGUCGCUUAAUUUUUUCAAAUCUUGUUUUCGAAUUACAAUUAUAGCCUGAGAAAGGAGAUUUGAUGUUUAAAUCUUGAAAGUUUCUGCUUUUGCAGAAAUGUAGGAAAAGUCUCUGUGUAUCUUUUACAGAUUAUAAGCUGAAAGGUUUCCAGAGUUAAAGAAAUACUUGUAAGUAAACUCGAAGGCGUUUAAACAUGCAGAAACUCGAUGUCAGUGUUGAAUAUGGUACCUGUCCAUUUCAAAAGGCAGCAGAAAUAAUUGAAAAUGUUUCUUCUGACGACUCUGAAAAGCAACUCGAGGAAAUUAUUCGUUCUGGUAGUCUGUACUUCGAUGAACAUACUGCAGAUACGAGGCAUAUACCAUUCAUGUUAACACCUUACAUUGUCAACAUGCGUGACAUUUUUUCGAAACUUUUAGAUGAAUGGAAGCUUCCUCUGCCGAGAAUUGUGCUAUUUGCUAUUUCCAGUUGGAUUACUUCACCUUCAGAGCAUCAACGUAAACUGAAUCAUAAAUUAGUUAAAGGUAUUAUGCAUGCUCUUAAUACCACAGAAAUGUGGCUGUGUACAGAUGGACUGAAUCGUGGUUUGAGUAGCGAAAUUGGUUCUGCAUUUGAUAGCGAAAUUUUGCGUAGGAAGUGCCUGUUAAGUAGUACUCAUAAAAUACACAUUUCUUCUUUUCCUGAAACAGCAUUGAUUGGUAUCUGCCGACAGGAGGAUUUAUACUUUUCUGACAAAUUUGGAGAACAGCAAAUCAACGGUGAGUCUUUAAAUUCAAAUGUUAUAGUAAAGCACGAUAUAAAUAGACCACACGAUUAUUUCAUUUUUGUCAGAGAUCAAACAGAAAGGAAGAAUGGUUUAUCUCAUUUCAUUUUGAAUUUUGCUAACCAUCUUAGAGAAUAUGUGCGUAUCAAACGAAAAACAGAAGCUGUUGUAAAACCACAUCGUUUUACAGUCAGAGUAAGUGAAAUUCCUGUCAUGGCCUUACUUGUGCAUGGAAAAGUCACCGAGAUUGAUUUAAUUUUAGGAUAUCUCAAACAUGGCCUACCCCUCAUUGUCAUCAAAGGUAGCGGCGGAUUGGCCGAUUUGUUGGCAUUUGCUUAUUAUCAAGUAACAUGUCGCCCUGAGGGAACUAAUAUGGCUGAGUACCACGAAGUUGUUCUAAAACCUCAGAUAAUCGACAAAAUUAAUCGUAUUUACCCAAAUUUAUACGAAUAUAAAAUAUCGGAAAGAACUCUCUGCCAGAAGAUAUUUGACUGCAUUCGAUAUUCGAAACAACAUGAUCAAGGUUUCUUAACCAUAUUAAGUCUUCGAGAUAUACAAUAUGAAUCUUCGCAUCUACCUUGCCACUUACUCACAGCUUUAUUCAAAUCUCAGACUUCGUACAAUAUUAAAGAUGCUAAACAGUUGAAGAAAGACCUGUUUCUUGCAAUGGAUUGGAACAGCCCUGACGUGGCGAUGACCGAAGUUUUUGCAAGGGAUCCAUCCAGCAAAUUUCAAAUUGACAACGAAACUUUCUUCAGGGCACUAAUCAAACCACAGAGAGAGCAAUUUGUUGCGCUUUUUUUGAACCAAGGCUUUCUGAUACGCUCAUUUUUGGAUAGCAGUACUUUGCUGGAGCUGUUUCAAAAUUCAUUAAACAAGGAAUUUUUCAGAACUAUUGUUUGGGAGAGCGUUCUGGGCUUUGGAUCGACUGUAGAGAUUUCACGAAAUUUUGUGGAUAGUAAAUUGAUUAUCUUGCUCGAGGAAUUAACAGGUGUGCCAUCCUUAAUUAAUACAUAUGAAUUAGACUGGAAUUAUCGAGAAAUUUAUGAUGACAGAACGCCUGAAGAAGCUGAAAGGAAAGCAGCUGCAGUGCUUGCAUUAUGGGGUAUACUUUCUUAUCGCGUCAAUCUCGUAAAAGCAUUAUGGAUGUAUUCCGAACAGCCGGUUCAUUUAUCUCUGAUAUGUUCUGUUAUUCUUAAGAAAUUACAAGGAUAUGUAUCUGACCUCAGUUUGAAGAAUGAAAUGGAAAAGCAAUCUAAAGAGUUUAGUCAGAUGGCUACUAGUUUGAUGGAUAAAUGCUAUGACAGGAUUCCCGCUAGAGCGGUAGAUUUAUUAUGUGAAAGAAAUCGCGUGUGGUCUUAUAAAUCAGUUGUCGAGAUUGCAGCAUAUGCGAAGAAUCGUAGAUUUUUGGCUCACGCAUGCUGUCAAAAAUACCUGGAUAAUUUAUUCAUGGGGAAAAUAAAAAUCCGAGACUUACCUUAUGGAGAUUUAACUAUACCGCAGUGGCUCAAAAUAGUUUUAUCUACAUUCUUAGUUUUUCCAAUGUACUUAUGGAUACGAUUUAAUGUAAGUGACGCAUCAGAGAAUUCCUUGAAAAAUGAGAUUUCAUCUUCUAGUCAAAGCCUCUUUUCAGCUGACGGGGAUAAAAUCUCAAAACUUUCUGAGCAUGAUACUUCAAAACACAUAUCCUUCGAAAAGCCUAAAGAAAGAAAUCUUUGGUUUUGGUCUAAAAUAUAUUAUUUGUGGACAGCUCCUAUAGCAAAAUUUUGGGUAUCUCAAAUAUUUUAUUUCUUGUAUCUUUUUUGUUUUAGUCUUGCCGUAAUUUGGCCUGCUUGCGGAAGUUUGUACCUUGAUUUCAUAACUUGUGUUUGGACAGGAAUUAUAAUUUUAGAUUUAGGGUAUAAUGCUUUUUCCAUAAGCCAGAAAUUUUCUGGGGUUAGAAUGUUUUAUAAGUAUACGGAAAUUUUGAUAAUGAGUUGCUUUUUAGUAUUUUAUGUGUUGAGUCGAAUAACUUGGCAUCGCCAGUUUAUGUCACCUUACAGUGCAAAAGUAAUGCUUUGCAUCGCUCUUCUUUAUUGUUACUACAGAUUAAUUUUUUUAUCAUUUCCAAUAUCCUCGGAAUUAGGUCCCAUGUUGUAUAGGGUCAAAAGGAUGACCCUUGUAGAUUUCAUGGGUUUUAUAAGAGUAACAGGCUUAGUUAUCAUAAGCAAUGGUAUUGUUAUACAUGCAACAAUUUAUCCUGAUUACCCGCUUAACUGGGAACUUGCGAAAAGAACAUUCUUUAAUGCUAUGGUAUCUUUUUUCCUUACUCCUGCCGAUCAUUUUGGAAUACCCGAUCCCAAAUGCAUUAAACUGGUGAGACAUUCAAAUAUGCAGUCUUUCAUUGGUUUACCAGAAAAUAUUUGCAAAGUAGGUAGAUACCUGAAACCUGACUGCCCUAAUCCUGGACUGUGGCCAUAUCUCUUUGGCCUUCAGUACCUAAUGAUACUGAGAUUAAUACUAUUAACCCUUCUGUAUGCACUUUUUAGUAAUACGCAUAUGAAGUUACAAGCAGAAGGGACUUACAUUUGGAAAUAUCAACGUUACGAACUGGUCACAGAUUUCAGCAAUCGUCUUGUUUUCCCACCGCCUUUAAGUCCAAUUAACUACAUAAUCAUGAUUUUUAAAUUUAUUUAUGAUUGGUUAUUUGGCGUGGAGAGAAAAGACCACGAUGAAACGGUAAUUUUAAAUAAGUAUGAUUUUCUGUACUGGAAAAGUCUAGCUUCGGAAUAUUACCAAGGAAAUCAGCAAAGCAAGGAAGACGAAAAGAAAACAAGAUGGCGGAGGGAAAAAGUGCAUUCUCUCAUGGAUGCUCUCAAUGAGCAAAGACACACAAUGAGAGAUCUUCAAGGGUAUUUAACUGACUUACAAAUUCAGGUAAAAAGCGCCCACCAGUAUUUGGAAAGGGCCAUGCUUCAAGUAUCCACUAACGAACGACUGCAAGCAAAAGGAACUCCUCAGAUAUUUUCUCGUAUUUCUCCUUACCCCCAUACGAAGAUUUCGCGCUAUCCAGUAUCCGAUAAACAUGUUCCUUGGCAAUGUGCUUGGACUGCCUAUGACCCCAUUGCGUACACGAAGCCUUCAGAAGAUUUUCCCAAGGAAUUACGACAUCAUGUAGAUGUAGACAUACAACUCAGACGCGAAAUCGAAGGUGAAGAAUUCCGAAUGCCAGUAUUCAAGUGGAAUAUGUCUUCAGUAAGUCCUGGUGGAGUGUACUUAGACCGCCAGUCUUGGAUUUUAGAAAAACAAAGCGAGCCUUUCAUUUAUGAUCUCGAUUCAGAAGAGUUGCCAAUGAAUCCCAUGGGGCGUACUGGCUUGCGAGGGCGCGGCUGUCUUCCGCGUUGGGGUCCUAACCACUAUAUAUAUGUGAUUAUUACGCGAUGGAAAGCAACAGAAGUUUUGUCUCUUCGCAAUUACUUAGAAGUCGUUAUUGUGGUUUCUGAACACGAAGUUACUCUGCCUGGUGGUUACGUGUCUACCGAAAAUAUUUAUUUGGUAAUUAAAUCUCUCUUUCACUGCGAAGAAUUAUGGAGGACCUCAAGUGAUAUGAUAGAAUUUUUCGCGUCUCUAGUGCAGUCAAACCAAACACCCGUGGCUAGUACUUCAACGGUUACCCCUGCAGUACGCAGAAGUACGAGUGGAGAUGUAAGUUAUGAUCCACUGGCUUAUGAAGUGAUAAAAAGAGGCUACUUAGAUGAGGCUACCAACACAGAUCAGGCCUGGUGUGAAGCUGAAAUAUGGCAUUUCCAUUACAAUGUUCCUUGUUCUAUAGAUGAGACAUUUAAAGCCCCUAUGAUAUGGAUGGAGUUGAACGAAAUCCUUUUGGAACGAAUUCCUAUUGGUCAGGCCGCAUUAUUGCAUACUGUAGCUAAAAAAAUGAAGGCAGUGCUCGAAGUCACAUAGUUAUGUAGUAAUUAGUAGUUAAAUGUUUCUUUUUCUGUACUUUCUUUGAACUUUUGUUUGUGAAUACGAAAAUGGGUGUAUUUUUAUGUACAUGAUAACAUGUAUUCUUUCAAUUCUGUAUCAAAAUUUUUUGGUUUCAAUAAAAUGUGAAUA
This is a messenger RNA of Stegodyphus dumicola, 5016 nucleotides long. RefSeq names its product protein ced-11-like. NCBI's taxonomy places the organism in Eukaryota, Metazoa, Arthropoda, Arachnida, Araneae, Eresidae. The record is from RefSeq and is a predicted model, not a curated record. Gene Ontology annotation, molecular function: monoatomic cation channel activity. Gene Ontology annotation, biological process: metal ion transport; monoatomic cation transmembrane transport. Gene Ontology annotation, cellular component: plasma membrane.